Molecule: messenger RNA, 903 nt
Organism: Pollicipes pollicipes
Lineage: Eukaryota; Metazoa; Arthropoda; Thecostraca; Pollicipedomorpha; Pollicipedidae
Product: cysteine-rich secretory protein 2
Exons: 5
Coding region: 23-835 (270 amino acids)
Cellular component (GO): extracellular region
Source: RefSeq, a predicted model, not a curated record
GCCAGCGCCAGAGCCGCCCCCGAUGGAGGUCCGGUGCCUGCUCGCGUGCGUCCUGCUGGCGGUGCUGCUCCGGCCCGCCGGCGCCGCCGAGCGCGUCAUGAGAGAGUGGCGCCGCGACAGAGCGCCCAAACUCUUUGGUGACAAGGUGGCCGGCUGGCAGCUGGACGCCCGCUCGCCGAAGGUGCAGCGCAAGCUGACACACUUCCACAACCGCUUCAGGAGCCGCGUGAAGCCCCGCGCCGCCAACAUGCUCAAGAUGAGCUGGCACAGGGGUGCCGCCAAGGACGCCCAGGUAUGGGCUGAGGAAUGCCAGCUGUUGGUACACGCCAAUGAUACGGGCAGGUGGCAACAGAACUUCGGUGCUUGCGGCCAGAACAUCUUCGUCUCAACGCACAAAGUGCCGUGGUACUUUGCCAUUAAGAGCUGGUUCUUGGAGAAGGACAUCUUCCGGUUCGGUUCAAGCAAGAACAACCUUACGGAAGUCGGUCACUACACCCAGAUGGUAUGGUACUCCACGCAUAAGGUGGGGUGCGCAUGGACCUUCUGCAAGAACGCCAAGCCCACUCCGUACUACAACUACGUCUGCAACUACUGCCCCACCGGCAACUACGUGGAGCGUCUGGGUCGGCCGUACCAGCCAGGCCGGCCCUGCAGUCGCUGCCGGCGCUCCUGCAACAGCAAGAAGCGGCUGUGCACCAACUCGUGCCCGUGGUCGGAUCGUUGGAGCAACUGUGCCCAGCUGCGCCGGCUGGACAGAAACUGGACGUGCCGGACGCGCGGUAAACCGGCCCGCGCCUGCCGCGCCACCUGCCGCUGCCACAACCGGGUCCACUGACGGGUCACGACACCUGCGGCCGGGGCGGUGAUCCGUUACAGGGCCCGCGGCUGGGGCGGUGCCAGGUC